AUGUUAGAAACAUCAAUAUUGCCACGAGAUAUAUGUAUAAAUGAUAUAUCAAAAGAAGAUUUUUACAAUAAAUUAUAUUGGGAUCAUCGAAUAUAUGAUAUUAGAUGUGCAGAAGGUUAUAUUAAAGGUCAUAUCUGUCGCGCUCAUAAUAUGCAUCCAUUGCCAAUAAUUUCAAUUGGUUCUAUAUUAAAUAUAGAUGAAGAGAUUAAUAAUGAUUAUGGUAAAAGUGAACAUCCAUCCGAUGUUCUUAUAUACAGAAGUAAAAAUAUUGAUCUAAUAGAAUCGAAUGUAUUAGAUACUUUAUUAUGUUAUUUAAAAUCAUCUUCAAAAUCAUUGAAAAAAAUCCAUAUAUUAAUUGAUGGAUAUGAAAAUUUUCAAUUAAAUUAUCCAUAUUUAUGUAGUGAUAGUAUUUAUUAUAAUGAAUCUAUUCUAUUAGUAUGGCCAACUUAUAUAACAUCGAAUUUAUAUCUUGGUUCGUCAAUGUGUCGAAAUGAAACAAUAAUAUCUUUAUUAAAAAUUACGCAUAUUAUGAGUUUUAGUGAUUAUCAACCACGAAAAAUCGAAAUGGACAAUAUUAAAACUAUACAUUGGCAAAUAUCUGAUAGUUUAUCAUCGAAUUUAUUGGAUAUAUUUCCUCUUGCUGUUAAAUGGAUAUUGAAGAGUAUUAAUGAUGAUAAAGGAAUUAUAUUAGUUCAUUGUGAUCAAGGUGUUAGUCGAUCAGCUAGUAUAAUAAUAGCUUAUCUAUUAACUUCUGAUGUUAACUUAUGUAGUGUAGCUGAUGCCUUUAAUUAUGUUAAAUCAAAACGUAAUGUAAUCAGACCCAAUGAAUCGUUUUUAAAACAAUUAGAAACAUAUUUUUAUUCUUUCCAAUUAAAGGAAAGAUCAUGUGAAAUAUAA
Molecule: messenger RNA, 897 nt
Organism: Adineta steineri
Lineage: Eukaryota; Metazoa; Rotifera; Eurotatoria; Adinetida; Adinetidae
Source: the annotation of a GenBank genome assembly